CUUGCUGGGUUGCGGCCGGACUUGGAUGUGGCGCUGGCGGUAUUGAGGGCGUGGGGAAGGGUGGAGUGAGGGGGCGAGGCCGCGACGAGGGCGGUGAAACUCUCCUCCCCGCGGCCCCAGCGCGUGGGACGGCGUGAACGUGGUGUCGGAGGGAUGUCCGCCUUCUCUGAGGCGGCGCUGGAGAAGAAGCUGUCGGAGUUGAGCAACUCGCAGCAGAGCGUGCAGACCUUGUCUCUGUGGCUCAUCCACCACCGCAAGCACUCGCGGCCCAUCGUCACCGUGUGGGAGCGGGAGCUGCGUAAAGCCAAACCAAACAGGAAACUUACUUUUCUCUACUUAGCCAAUGAUGUCAUUCAGAACAGCAAAAGGAAGGGGCCGGAGUUUACAAAAGAUUUUGCACCAGUUAUAGUGGAGGCUUUUAAGCAUGUUUCAAGUGAAACUGAUGAAAGUUGUAAGAAACACCUUGGAAGAGUUUUAUCUAUUUGGGAAGAAAGGUCUGUUUACGAAAAUGAUGUGUUAGAACAACUUAAACAAGCUCUGUAUGGUGAUAAGAAACCUAGGAAGCGAACUUAUGAACAGAUAAAGGUGGAUGAAAAUGAAAACUGUUCCUCCCUGGGAUCUCCAAGUGAACCACCACAGACUCUAGAUCUUGUUAGAGCAUUACAAGAUCUAGAAAAUGCAGCUUCAGGUGAUGCAGCAGUUCAUCAGAGGAUAGCGUCUUUACCUGUUGAAGUCCAAGAAGUAUCCCUACUAGAUAAAAUAACAGAUAAAGAAUCUGGAGAAAGGCUUUCUAAAAUGGUAGAGGAUGCUUGUAUGUUGCUGGCAGAUUACAAUGGCAGACUGGCUGCAGAAAUAGAUGAUAGGAAGCAACUCACUCGAAUGUUAGCAGAGUUUCUUCGUUGUCAAAAGGAAGCCCUUGCAGAGAAAGAGCAUAAAUUGGAAGUAUUGGACAUGGGCGUAUCUUCUAACGAUGUCAGCACCAUUUGCUAGCAUAUUCUUCCUGCUAAAAAUAAAUAUGAAACUCCAAAGCUUGUAUUGUCUCCUGUUUUUGAAAAUUGAAGAGAAGACUGAACUUUAUUUCUCUACUUUAUACUGCUUUUUCACUUGUGCCAUUGGUCAUUUAUCACUGGAUACAAAUAUAGAAUUUAUGUUUAAAAUAUAAGUGUAAAAAAUAGAUACCACCACCACCCUCACCUCCCUCUUUCCCUAGUGUCUUCCAGCCAGAUUUCAUAGUUGUUGAUGGUCGUAGUUAGUGAGACUGAUGAGAAUAAUAAUGAUGGCAUUUACCAUGUGUCAGGUACUGUUCUAAGCACUUCACAUAUAAUAAGUCACUUAAUCUUAACACCAAUCCUACAUUGCAGGAAGUGUUAUUACCCUAUUUUACAGAUAAGGAAACUGAGGCAUAUGGCGAUUAAAUAACUGGCCCAAGGCAACAAAGAGCUCUAGUGAAUUGUUUAGAACCCAGGGACUCUGCUUCCAGAGUCAGGUCAGUGCACUGCAUCAGAAAAGACAUAUUUGCAGCCAAUAUUUUUACUUAAAGUAAUGUAAGAUUACAGCAAAAGCUAAACCGUUCUCUGUCCAUCCCUUUCUGCCCCCUCCCUCCUUAGAGGUAAUCACUGUCUCAAAGUGAUCUAGGAAUUUUCUUGUUCAGCAUGACUGGAUUUUAUCAUGUUUAAAGAAACAUCUAAUAAUGUUAAAAACAUUUUUCGCAAGUGAAGAAAUAUUUUGAUUUCUACAUAAACUUGAAAGUUCACAGAAGUCUUUGUAAAUUGCCAUUUAGAGCUAAGUGAUUCCUGGUAGAAUGUGUGAAAAUUACUUGAGACAUUUAGACAUUUUUUAUACCAAGUAGGUGGUUUCACUUUGAAGUUUAGGCGGAGAGGUCAGGAUUUAUACUUUCCACAUCAGCCGCGAUACUAUAAAUAGUUUUAAGUUAUCUUUGAACGUCAGCUGUGAUUGAUCGGGUACUGAUGUAUCAUUAGUUACUCUUUUUUUGAAAAUGGGGCAUAAAUUUAAAGCGUCGGUUCAGGAAUUGGAUAUUUCAUACUUCAGGAGGCCACUAUUAAAGCAUUUGCAGUGAAUGAAAACAUGAAGUGUUCUGAAAAAUUUUGGAAAUCAUUAGUCAUGGUUUUUGAAACUAGUGACAAACUUUAGUUGGUUACUGAGGAGAUAACUGCUAAAAUAUAGGCUAUUAAUAAAUUCAGUUUAUAUUCAUAAAAUCAGUUUCACAGAUUGCUAUAGGAAUCGUAUUUCACCGUUCAGAAGUUGAAAGUACUGCAUAAAGUAUUCCCCUGACUUACUGCCUUAGAAGGCAUACAUAGAUAGGGAGAACUGAAAUGGCAUUUGGUUUUCAUAUUUUUGGAGAAAGGGCAAUAUAGAGAUAAAAAUGAUUCCAUAUUCAGUAAGAUAAUCUCCAGUCUUUGGUGCUCAAUUUUGAAUACUUUUUCAUGAUACGUAUGGUAUAAGGAAGCAUGCAUUUUAAACUGUGUUUGUUUUCAUUAUUUUAAAAAUGAGCGUUUGAGAAAUUGUUUUUUGAAAGGUAUACACAUUUUUUAUGAAAUCUCUUAUAGAUAUAUUGACCUAUUUUAAAUUGCUAGCCUCUACAUAGGAAAUUGAAAAUCACAAUUUGCUGACUCCUUAAAGAAGAAAUUAAAUCAAGGCCUCAAAUUCUGUAAGUCAGGGUUGGAAAGCAUGUCAGAGAGGACAAGUCUUUUUCUUUUGCAAUCUUAGGAUAUUUACAUCUGCCUCAUUUAAAAAAUGAUGCACAGUAUAUUCAUAGUAUGAGUGUUGUAUAGUUUAAGUCUAUACCUCUUAAUGGUGUCAGGUUGCUGACAGUUUUAUGCAUUACAGGCAGUGCUACAGAGAACAUCCUGUUGGGGCAGGUUUGCUUAGUUGUGCAAGUAUAUCUGCAGGAUUGAUUCUCAGACUAGCUGGGACAAAGGGAAUGGAUGUUUAAGUUUUGAUAGUGUGCCUCAAGCCCGCCAAACACUUUGUCCCACUGUGUGUCAGUGGUCUUUUCAAUUUUUGUGUAUCCGAUAGGGUACAAAGGUAUUUUUUUCACUCAAAUUGGCCUUCAUUUAAAUAUAUUAACUUUUAUUUGUCCUGCAAAUUCCCUGUUUGUAUCCUUUGGACCGUUUUUCUAUUUGGUUCUAACUUUAUGUAGGAAAAUCUGUCUUUGCCUUUAUAGAUCCUAGGAUUUCUGGAUAUACUUAAGAUGGCCUUCUCAAUUUAUACCUACACGUAUAUUCUGCUAUUUUUCAAAGUUUUUUCCGCAUUAAAUAAUUUUAUCUAUUUGGAAUUUUUGUUUAUGAUACGAAACUGCUUUUUUCAAAGUGAUAGUAAAAUGUCUGCUCAGCAUUUAUUCAUGAUUAAUCAGUGACUCAGUCACUUUACUACUGUCGUGAAAUGCCAUUUCUGUCAUAUUUAAUUCCUGUGUAUACAUAAGAACUUAGUCCCUUUUCUAUUUUAUUGGCCUGUAGUUGCUGUUAGUUGCCAUCGAGUGGGCCCCAACUCAUGGGGACCUUGUGUAUAACAUAAUGAAAUGUCCGGUCCUACACCAUCCCCGCAACCAUUCCUGUUUGAGCCCAUUGCAGCCACCAUGUCAGUCUAUCUCAUGGAAGGUUUCCAUUUUCACUGACCCUCCACUUUACCAAACAUAAUGGCCUUUUCUCAUGAUUGAUCUUUCCUAAUGAUGUAUCCAAAGUAAAUAAGAUGAGUUCUUGCCAUCCUUACUUCUAAGAAGCAUUCUGGCUAUACUUUCUCCAAAAUUGAUUUCUUUGUUCCUCUGGCAGUCCAUAGAAUAGUCAGUAUUCUUCUCCAACACCAAAAUUCAAGCCAGUUCUCCAGUCUUCCUUUUUCAUCAUACAGCUCUCACAUGCAUAUGAAGCUAUUGUAAAGACCAUGGCUUGGGUCAGGUGUGCUUUAGUCUUCAAAGUGACAUCUUUGCUUCUUAACAUUUUAAAGAGGCUUUUUGCAGUAGAUGUGCCUAAUGCAAUGUGUCGUUUGAUUUCUUGACUGCUGCUUCUAUGGGCAUUAAUUGUUUAUCCAAGUAGAAUGAAAUCCUUGACAACCUAAAUUUCUUUGCCACUUAUUGUGAUGUUUAUUGGUCCAGAUGUGAGGAAAUUUUUUUCUUUAUGUUGAGGUACAGUCCAUACUGAAAGCUGUAGUCUUUGAUCUUCAUCAGUGUUUCAAGUCCUCUUCACUUUCAGCAGGCAAGAUUAUAUCUGCGUAUCGUAGGUUGUUAGUCUUCCUCCAAUCCUGAUGCCACAUUUUCCUUGAUAUAGUUCAGCUUCUCUGAUUAUUUGCUCAGUGCACAGAUUGGAUAAGUAAGGUCGUACAAUCCUGCCACGCACCUUUUCUGAUUUUAUACCCUUGUUCUGUUCGAACUGCCUCGAUUUAUGUAUAGGUUCCAUAUGAGCACAAUUAAGUGUUCUGGAAUUCCCAUUAUUUGUAAUGUUAUCUAUAAUUUAUUAUGAUUUACACAGUUGAAUGCCUUUGCAUAGUUGAUAAAACAUAGGUAAACAUCUUUCUGGUAUUCUCUGCGUUCAGCCAAGACCCUUCUGACACCAACAGUGAUACUCUUUGUACCACAUCCUCUUGAAUGACUUCUAGUAUUCAUGUUGAUAAUUUUAGCUAAUUGUGAUUAUUGUGUAUAUUAGCUUUUACAUUCUUUUUCACCCACUUAUCAUUUUGCCUUCAUAUUUAAUAUUUUAAGUAACAUUUUUGUGAAUUAGAAAUUCCCUAAUUAUUUACUUAGCGUUGUCUCUAAGUGAUUCACUUCUUUGGUGACUCCCAAAUAAUCAUCAUCUGUAGGUCUUCUCUCUGAAACUAUUCAUUUUCUCCAGAGAAAACACCUCUAAUUUUCCUGGGAGAUAAUACAGGCAUCUGUGUCCAGAGCAGCACUUUACCUAUUACCUCUGUGCUUCAGGUCCCCAAAUGCACAUAUCCUUUGGCUCAGUUUAUUACCUCCCAUCUUUUGACUCUAUGGGUUAAGGGUUUUAGCAAAUUCAUGUACAUGUUUUGAAUCAGCCUUAUUGUCAACCUUAAGACUCACUGUUAUUUUUCCAGGACUUGGUAGCUCAAAGUCCUGAGUCUUUUUAGAGUUUCUCAGGAUGAAUGUCAUUUUUUUUGUUCACUAUCCCGUUUCAGUGUUUUCUGUCUUCCAAAACUUCCUUGACAUCAGUAUACUGUGGUCUUCUUUCCUAUCUCCUUGUGGGCUUUUGCCUUAUCAUUUUAGUGGCUUUUUCAGAAGGAACAUGACUUCAACCUGCCAUAUAAACUGGAAUUUUUUUUUUUUUUUUUAAGUAGAGCCAUAAUAUGUGUUUUUCACAACUGCUGCCAAACCACCCUUGUCUAAGUGGUUGUCACAUAUUGCCUGUAUUAUUAACAACUGAUCUUCUGCUCCCUCUAUUAACUCUCUACAACAUGGUAGCCAGAAUGAUUUUUUGAAAAGAAAUCAGGUCCCAUCACAGUCCUGCUUAAAACUCCAUGCUUCUGAAUAUUACACUUUUGGAUCUUAUUUUAAACCCCAUACAUGGUCUAUGAGAUUGCUAGUCAUGGGUCUGCAUUUGACACCACCUUGAAGCACGUUCUCACAUCACGGUGUUUGCUGAUCACUUAAGAGUAGCUGGAAUGCUCUUGCUUCCUGAUCUUUACUUGCCUGGUUCUUUUUUCUUUCCAGUUUAUGUUCCUGGGUCACCUCUUCAGAGAUCCCUUCUCUAGCCCUGUCUUUUGGUUCCACCUGCCCUUUAUUCUGAGCCCUCUGUGGUACUUAUCACUCUUUGAAAUUUUAAAACUUUGUUAAUUUGUAAACUUAGUUAUCACCUGUCCCUGGCACUAGAAUUUAAGCUUCGUGAAAGGAAGAGCCUUGUUUUGUUUUUCAUGUUUAUUGCCAUAUUCCUCAAUGCCUAGAGCAGUACUUCUUAUGUGGUAGGUAAUCAGGUGUUUGUUGAAUGAAUAAAUAAUAGUAUAGUAGGCCACUGAAGACAUAAUUUGGAAGAGGCAUAUAAGGCUUGUGAAGAAGCCCAGGGGAUCGGUGGUUAGGCACUCAGCCGCUAACAGAAUGGUCUGUAGUUCCUACCCACCAGGCUCUCCACAGAAGAAAGAUGUGGCAGUCCGCUUCCAUAAAGAUUUACAGCCUUCAGAACCCUAAGGGGCAUUUCUACUAUGUCCUUUAGGUUCACAGUGAGUCAGAAUCUACUCAAUAAUGAGUUUUUAUUUAUUUGGUACAUAAGGUUUGUACAUUUUAAAUUGGUAACUUAUUUUGUAACUAGAAGAAAAAUGAUGCUUUAAUAAAUGAAAAUAAUUAAAAUAUAUUUUAGAGUUUUGAGGAAAAUUACAUCCAGCACAAUAGGUUAACCAAUUUGAGUCGUAUUAGUAUAGUCCAGUACUUAAAAAGACUUAAAUGGACUUUGUAUUCAAGGAGUCUAGUUUCUAGAAUACCUAUAUCUGAGCACUUUGAACAAAAGAGUAAUCAAUUUGUAAAAUUAUUUUAGCAGUUUGCCUUUUUUUCCUCCUUCAGUAGGAGAAUAACAAAUGCAUGACAAAUGAACAGUACUCAGCAGUACAUAAGUACUGAGUUUGUGAAGAGUCACAGUGCUGCCUAGUGGAAGAACUGGAGCUACAAAUGAAGUUAGUUUUAAUAUGGUGUUCUUUCUUUUACAUUACAAUAUGUAAAAGAGUGGAAUUUGAGCCUACUCUGAGGGAUAGGUUAAAUUUGGGUGAGGAGAAAAGGUGUAAACACGUCAGUAACAAGAGAGUAAUAAUGAUAUGAUCUUUGGUUGCACUGGACUGAGCAUAGUAGUUAAUAUGGCUUGGCCAACUGUUCAGAGAGGGAUUGGAUUGGACUAUAAGACAGAAAAUGAUACUAGUGAGGAGUGAGCUUCUUGGCUCAAGUAGACACAUGAGACUAUGUGGGCAGCUCCUGUCUGGAGGCAAGACGAGAAGGGAGGGGGGACAGGAGCUGGCUGAAUGGACACAGGGAAUACAGGGUGGAGAGGAGGAGUGUGCUGUCUCAUUAGGGGGAGAGUAACUAGGAGUACACAGCAAGGUGUGUAUGAGUUUUUGUGUGAGAGACUAACUUGAUUUGUAAACUUUCACUUAAAGCGUAAUGAAAAAGAACAAAAAAAAAAACUGAUCUCUCUAGUGGACAGUAGCAGUAAGACAAGGAAUGGGCAGAUGUAGGGAAGAGUUGCAUCAAGGUAAUUGUUGAUUGGGUCUGAGAGUAGAAGAGUAGGAGAAAUCUAAGAAAUUUUGAAUCUGGACCAUGAGGGGACUGAUUCUGUCAUUGACCAAAACUAAGGGACUGGAUUGAGGACAAAAACGAUGUUUUGUUUUUAGAUAGGUCAAUUCUUGUUUUAAUUUCAAAACCAAUAUGUGCUCAUCAUCAUUUAGAAACCAUUGAUAAGCACACACAGUACCAUAUAGAAUCUCACCACUCCUUAAAUAAACUUUGAUGAGAUUUGGAGGCAUAGAAUCAUACUAUACAUGCUUUCUUUAUACACUCUUAACACGUUUAAUGUAAACAUUUCUGCGUGAUUAUAAAAAUUCCCUUUUCAAUAGUUAAAUCAUGUUCUGUUUUAUGGAGGUAUUAUUUCUUUAACCGACUAUUGUCGAGCAUUUAUGCUACUUCAGUUCCUUGCUAUUGAAAGAUAUUUUUUGAAUCACUUUUUAGCAUCUUUGCUUACAUGUAUGGUAAUUUUCUUAUAAAUUCCUAGAAGAAAUUUACUUAAAAAGGUAUUCCAGUCAACUGCAUCAAAAUAAAGCACAAAAUAUAAAAGUCAUGAAGAGCAACAAAAACAGUGCAAGUCCUUGUGUGCCUGAGAGUUGCUUUCCUUUCUGCUGACCUAUAGCCAACAGCUUGAUUGAAUAUAAAAUUCUGGGGCACUUUUCUUUUUCUCUUUGGGCCUACUUUUUUUUUUCUUUUCAGUUAACUUUCACAUUAAAAACUUCGACUAGCACAUACCGCUCUUUUCAUAAAUGUUGCUUAGUAUUCAAUGUGUGCCCUUUACUGGGAAAACCUAAAUUGUCUUUUAUUAUUACUUCUCAAUUUUUUGAGGUUUUAAGCUUUCUUGUAAAUUUCUGUUCUGUGUAUAUUGAAUCUUCUGAAUCUUUGCUCUCUGUUGCUUGUUUUAUCAUUUUUUCCUCACUUCUAUCCUUUUUUUCUUUAUUAUCUCCCACAGUUUUUUCAUUGUUGCUGUCGUUUUCGUUAUACUACUCUUCCUUGCAGUAUGAGAUCUAGGCUUGUCUAAUGUUGGUUGUCAGGUUUUUAUGGGUCUCUGUUGAAAAAGGAAGGCACCCUGGUGGUGCAGUGUUUAAAGCACUCAGCUGCUAACUGAAAGGUUGGCGGUGUAAAACGACCAGCCUCAGGAGAAAGAUGCGGCAGUCUGCUUCUGUAAAGAUUACAGCCUUGGGAGCCAUGUGGGGCAGUUCUACUCUAUCCAGUAGAGUCCCUAUGAGUCGGAAUUGGCUUGAUGAAACUGCAAAGGGUUUUCGUUGAAAAGGGAUUUAUUAUAGGUUUUACUUGGCCAGUUCACAGAUGCUACAACUGAAGGCAAGUCUAGGGGGAACCAGAGUCAGAGGAGAUGUUAGUGUAAGAGUUUUCUCAGUUUGCAGAGUCAGCCCAGGCCAGACUGGAACUUUGCAUCUAUUUUUGCCAGCACACCAGCCACACCAUCUAGCACCACUUCUGUUAUUGUGGUCCCGGGAUCUUCCUGAGUCUCUGGGAGCCACAGUGAGCACAGGUUCCCCUGUUAAAAUGACUCAAGCGGAGUCAGCAGUAUGAAUAUCAGUAACUGUAAAAUAUUCAUGCCUCCGAAGCUUGUCAGGGUCUGCAGGAGUGUUUAGACUGACUUAAUGUGAUUGUAAAAUAGUACUUAUUAAACUGCUGUAUACUUUUUAUAAACUUUAAUAUAUUUUUCUCUUGUUGGCCUCAUAUUUUUGAUUGGUACCAACAGGUCUGCUUAAAGCAGUUUCUGUUCCCCUCUUUUUAUUCUUCCUAAUCUGUGGGUUUAGGAAUUAUGGAAGUAAAUAUUUGAAAGUGUAAAUAAAUUCCAGUAAAAUAUAUAAUCUUUAAAUUUUUUAAUUAAUCUUGGAGUUGCUUAUCAGAUUCUUAUAUAAUUAGUUUUUAAAAUACAUGUAUCUUUAUUAAUCUUGUUUCUUCCCAUAGAAUUUUUUUUUAACUUUUGUUUUAGCACAUGCUAGCUCUCUCUUUCCAAAUUAUAGGUAAAAAUAUUUUCAUGUGUUGAAGAAGUAAGGCUAGAAGCAGAGGCCUACAGUUAGAAAUCUUUUCAGUUGAUUUUGGGCUUAGAUUUAUUAAAUUUGUUAAUCAGUGAAUACUUAGGUCUAUCAGUGAACACUUAUGGUGAAUAGUGGGUGUUCUGGAACUAGAUUGCUGGAGUUUGAGUUCUGCCUCCACCACUUACUAGCUCAGUGACAUUGGGCAAAAUAUUUGGCCUCUUUUUACCUCAGUUUCUUUGUAAAAUAGGGAUAAUAAUUGUUUCUACUUCAUAUGGGUGUCAUGAGGUUUACAUGACUGUGCCCAGCACAUCAUAAGUUCUUCAAAUUUCAGUCUAAAAGAAAGAACUUGAAGAUUUUCUAGCUAGCAUGUAUCUGUCAUUUAGCCAGGAAAUUUAAGUCUUGUUUAUGGGAUUACUCUUAAAGAGUGUCAGAUGUCUGCAAUACUCUUAUGCUCUAUAGUGCAGUGGUUUUCUCAAAAAGUAUGUAUUUUACUAGUACAUUCCUAGUGUCUCACUGAUUCCAACUAGAUUCCUAAGUACUUUUAAAUCAUCUGUUCAGUCAUUUUUUUAAGGUCCUGGCUAAUCUGCAUCAAGCCUGCCUGUUGCUUCUGGAAUUUACCUCUUUUCAAAAUUUGGUACAGUGUCUUUGCUGCUGUUCACCCUUCUGGUAUUUUUAGUGUUUUCUUGAAAUUUGUCUCAGGGAUCAAGCUGUUCUAACUUGUUUUCUGCUUCCCCCCCCCCCUAGUAUUUGGAGUGUAAGUGAUUAGAUUAAGAGACUUGGAUUCAGUGUGGUAGUUAUUUCCUCAUGUAAAUUAGAUUUUCACUUUUCUAUAGGGGAAAAAAAAGCCAAAUAGGUGCUUAGACAGUCUACCCUUGACUUCUGUCUUAAUACGGUAAACCGAAUUGCAGUCCUUCUCUUCUCCUAGAACUUAGAGAAAAGAUAAUGUAUAUUAGAAUAUAAUAAAUAUAUAAAGCCUAGUAUAUUCUGUCUUUAUCAUAUAUAAUAAUAUAAUAAAGAUAUGUAUAUAGUGUUAAAUAACUAUUAUAUAAAUAUAUAACAGGUAUAAUAUAAAGAUACAAUAAGAGAGAUAAAAUGGAGAGAAGGGUGACAUGCGGAGUGAGAAAUUAAAUGGAGAGAAGGAGAAAUGGAAGAUUUGAGAGGGGUGAAAUGUGGAGAGGUAAAGAGAUGCACUGUUCAGUACGUGACCACUAGCCAUGUGUGCUGUUUGAAUUAAAUUUUUAAAGUUUAGUUUGUCAACAUUUGCCACAUUUCAAGUGCUCAGUAGCCACAGGUGACUGUUGGAUUCUCUGCUAGACAGUGCAGAUGUAGAAAAUUUGUUGUUGCAGAGAGCUCUAUUCCUAAAGAUUGAUAAAAAAUUGCUAAAAAAAUAGGGAAGUACAGAUAAAAUGAAGAGAGAUAUAUAGGAAAUGAUUAUUUUUUAAAUACAUGCUAUUUAUAAUAGUGCUGCUCUAAUAAGAGAAGGAAAGUUGUGGCUGCCCCAGAAAUGGCAGUCUUCUAGAAGAUGGAAUACUGACAGGAUUGAAUUGAAGAAAGAAACCACAGUUUCCAGUGUAUUGUUUGUAAAGGCGGGGGCAUUUACAUGAAUGUUCAUGCCCAGAGGUGGGAUACCUGAAGCAGGAGACUGAACAGCAAACACAGUGAUUUAAUUGAGGGUACUGCUGUGGAAACAACCAGGUGGGUUAACCUCUGUGCGUCCCCCCUUCUUAGGUCAGGUAGCAAUGGUGAGAAGUCUGUUCUUAUUUGGGACCUUGAAGCAGAGAAAAAGGAAGUCCACCUUACAGUCCAAGCACUUUGUACAUAGUCCGCCAUUACAUGAAGAUGAUUGCAUUGUCGGGACCACCAGGCAUUUGUGGGAAGACAGUAAGAUGGCAAAGGGAAGAACUUUCCCCUAGGAAAUAAUAGAAAACCAGCACAGUAAUGUAAAGUAACUAUUGAAGAUGCCUAAACACCCAGAGAUUUUCCACUUGUAAGUGUCCAUCAGAAAACGGUGUCCUCUGUUAUAUUUUAAGAAACCACUUUUUAAUUCUGAUGAGCAUAGGAAAGUUUGGGAAUUCUAGGCAAGCAAACAAUAUAAGCAAAGGCAUCAAAGCCAUAAUGACUGUGCAUGGGAGAGCAGAUGAGAGUGGGAGCAAUGGAUAAGUUAGAUUCUUUGUGUGAUUUUGGAAAACAAAUUGGCACUGGUAUAGUUUAAACUUAAUGUAGUGAGACAGUGAUCCACUUCUACACAAAAUGCAUUCCUAAAAAUGUGUGUAAAAAUAUACAAAGAUUUCAGCAACAAGAUGACAUACUAUGAGGGAUAGUUUUUAUUCCCUGAGUGUUUUUAAUUGCAAAAUUCGUUAAUUACUGAUGCUUGUAAAGCCCCUGAGUAUUAUUCAAGAUAUAAAAUUAGUAAGAUCAUAGAUUAAGUAUUAAACAGAGGCAAAAUAAUUUCUCAGCUAAGUAACAGUAGUUAGGAAGAACUGAUCUUGAAGCUGGGAAGAAGGGUUAAGUUUUUAGGGAAUUGAGCUGGAGGUUAUGAUGUCAAUCUUGGUGACGAUCUCAUCAACUUCAAUCUGUAAAGCAAAAGAUGUGUAAAAGUUCCCAUCUCUUGCCUUUUCAUGAAUGUAAAAGAAACAAUAUCCUCUUUGAAUCCACAAAAUUCCUUUGCAUUUGAAUCAUUGCAGUAUUUUGAUGCUGAGUCUCAGCAUCAAAUUCAGAAUUAUAAAGAAUCUUUUCGCAUUUUUCUUCACUAUGGAGCACACAACCAGCUGAAGUCCAGCAAGCAUCUCAGUGGGCCUAAGUAUUUGCUACCCUCAGAGUGUCUGAUUUCUGUCCUUGGUAGUUAUCACAAGGGUUAGCACCUACAUAACUGCACAGACACUGCUGUACAAAACUGGAAUUCUGAGUGUAGCUCCAUUGUGCUUUAGCUUUGACCUGUUUGGUAGCUAAUGCAUGAAAGCCUGUAUUUGGUGUCGAAAAAGCUGCUUAGGGUUAUCAGUGUAUAGUGUGUCAAAGUGAACUUUGUGUGAAAGUUGGAGGUGCCUUGUAGAUAAUGCAAACCUGAAAAUUUCACAGGACAGUUGUAAAUGAUUAAUGUAUUGAUUUUCCUUUGACAACACGGAAUGAGGCAAGAGAAAAAAAACUAGGAGGAAAGAAAUGAAAAAGACGAAGAAAGGAGAGAAGGAAAAUUGGGAGGAGGAAAAAAGAUAGAGGAACAAAUGGUACAGCUUUCUCCAUCCCUGCUGGCAUGGAGCGCUGUGUCUCCAUUCAGUAGCUGAUAAUACAUCUGUCAGAUGACCCUGUAUGAGGCAGUUACUAUGAUGAGGUAUGUGCAUUUUAUGAAUGAGAACACUGAGGCAGAUAGGUAUUAAGCAGUAUCUUCAAAGGAAAUCUGAAAAAUAAAAUACCACUUAAACAGCCUCUGAUAUUAUUUUCAUGCAUUUCUGUUAGCCUUAAAAAAAUCAUAGAUUAAAAAUAUUGUAAACAUAGUUGUAAAAAAUGAAGAGGAGGAAAAAAAAAAAACCCCAAAACAGCAGUUGUACCAUGCCAGAUGUACACAUUUACAUCCUAUUUAGAUCUCUAGGUCAAUUUUUAGUGAGUGUGGAGUAAAAUAAGGAGCUCGGAAUUAGGAGUUAGUCUUCUAGAAUUUACUGAGUGAAAUGAACAAAUUAUAUCAAAAUCUUUCCUCAUCUGCAAAAUGUAGGUAUCAACCUCAUGACCAAGUGCUUUUGACUCCCUACUUAUCUCAUGACUGUAGCUGAGAACUUCUGAGUAGUUUAAUUCAACUUAUAAAAACAAUACAUGGAGUUUAAAUUUUUCUGUCCUUGCCUUUUUCCCCCCUCAGAUAAUACAUACUUAUUGUAAAAAAUAUGGAAAAUACUGAAAAACCACCCAUAUUUACACCAACCUUUGAAGACAACCAUUAGGCAGAUUUUGAUGUAUUUUGUUACCCCCUUGUGUUGUGUUUUAUAUAGGUGCAUAUGUGCAAUUUUGUCUCUUAAAAAAUGUGAAAGUGAUUUUUUUUCCUCAACAUUAUAGCUAGCCGGAAACCCUGGUGGCGUAGUGAUUAAGAGCUACGGCUGCUAACCAAAAGGUCAGCAGUUCGAAUCCACCAGGUGCUUCUUGGAAACUAUGGGGCAGUUCUACUCUGUCCUAUAGGGUCGCUAUGAGUCAGAAUCCACUCAAAAGCAACGGGUUUGGUUUUUGGUUUUAUAGCUAGCCAGGUUUUAUUGUACAUUUUGU
This is a messenger RNA of Loxodonta africana (African savanna elephant), 13476 nucleotides long. It is a transcript of the gene RPRD1A, whose product is annotated as regulation of nuclear pre-mRNA domain containing 1A. The transcript has 7 exons. Gene Ontology annotation, molecular function: RNA polymerase II C-terminal domain binding. Gene Ontology annotation, biological process: mRNA 3'-end processing. The record is from RefSeq and is a predicted model, not a curated record. NCBI's taxonomy places the organism in Eukaryota, Metazoa, Chordata, Mammalia, Proboscidea, Elephantidae. The coding region runs from base 154 to 990 and encodes 278 amino acids.